This is a messenger RNA of Aspergillus uvarum CBS 121591, 553 nucleotides long. RefSeq lists its product as uncharacterized. NCBI's taxonomy places the organism in Eukaryota, Fungi, Ascomycota, Eurotiomycetes, Eurotiales, Aspergillaceae. The record is from RefSeq and is a predicted model, not a curated record. Bases 344 to 541 code for a protein of 65 amino acids. The transcript has a single exon.
GUCGCGGCUUGUCGUUGCAGCUGCGACAACCCGACACGCUUCUUACGCGUCUUUGACCUCGAGUACAUUUGCAUCCGAUACACUUCCUUCGUAAGUAGUCUCCUGAAGCGCUUGAACAUUCCUGUCUGUCGAUGAGUCAUGAGUCAUGCUGAUAAGCGUUUGUUGACCUUCGCAGCGUUGCCUCCCAAAGGCUUUCUCUACCACCCUCCAGACCCGGCCUGAGCGCGUUUUUCGUUGCAGGUCAACCAUAUUGUCAGACCCGUUCUCAGACCUUGCUAAGGCCUCUGAGAGCGGUCACCUUCUCCAAACAUACUGCCUCUUAGCAGGCAGACUCUCCAUUUGAAUGCCACCGGCAGCUUCGGACGAUUUGUUUCGCCAGCAGAGCCGGUCCCCAGGCGACACCAUUCCUCCCGAAGAUAAUACCCGCUUGAAUCUGGAGCAUGAACUCGGGGGGAAGAGCAAGAAGAAAGGAAAAAGCGGAUCAAAGGCCAAGGCUAAAGCGGCGAAAGCAGCGGCCAAGUCCUCACCGGGCGACCUGUAAGUCCGACAUUAU